Trichoderma gamsii is the source of this 2139-nucleotide messenger RNA. RefSeq lists its product as hypothetical. The transcript has 2 exons. Bases 1 to 2139 code for a protein of 712 amino acids. NCBI's taxonomy places the organism in Eukaryota, Fungi, Ascomycota, Sordariomycetes, Hypocreales, Hypocreaceae. The record is from RefSeq and is a predicted model, not a curated record. Gene Ontology annotation, molecular function: RNA polymerase II cis-regulatory region sequence-specific DNA binding; DNA-binding transcription factor activity, RNA polymerase II-specific. Gene Ontology annotation, biological process: regulation of transcription by RNA polymerase II.
AUGGCGGCUGCCUUUCGCCCCGUCAACACCCCUCUCGCAGCGGAAAUUUCCAAGCAAGACAUCAUCAUGUCUCCGAGGAACUCAUCUCCCCGGCCCAGCACGGCGCCGCAGGCACAGCUGCAGCCUUCACAUCCCUCCGACGAUGGCAAGACGCCUACGAGAGCCACCUUUAGCAGCAUCAACAUGAGCCAGAGACCCCUGCCAACAAGCCCGUUUGCUCAAGCGGCAUCAGCCUCCUCCGAAUCCACCGAGAAUGGCCUGCACCGAAAUGACUCUCAGCACUCUACGAGGUCGCCCAAGCGAGAUUCGCUGGAUGUAGACAUGGACGAAUCCGAUGGAGAGAAUGGAACUAUCGAUGAUGGCGCCGGCUCCGACGCCGAGAGUGUAAAUGCGGAUGGAACAAGAUCGGGCAAGAAAAAGAAGUCACAGCGGUUCUAUUGCACUGAUUAUCCACCUUGCAACCUAAGCUUCACGCGUAGCGAGCACUUAGCAAGGCACAUUCGAAAGCAUACUGGCGAGCGCCCCUUCCAGUGCCACUGUUCCAGGCGAUUUUCACGAUUGGACAAUCUGAGGCAGCAUGCCCAGACCGUUCACGUCAAUGAAGAUAUUCCGAUCGACUCUCUUGCGGCUACUGGAUCGAGAUUCCAGCGCCAGAUCAGGACUGAUCGAGUUCGCCAAGCUGGGAACAGAGCAAGAGCCUCUACUGGGGGCAGUGCUGGCGGCCCGGUGCGAGGACAUUCCAAGUCUCUUUCGACCUCGAGCAUCUCCAGCAUCACAUCCGUGGGAUCGGCCUAUAGCGCCCAGAACGACCCUCGGCGGCGCCCGCCCCCGCUUGUUAUGGCUGUUGAUCCCCGCUCAAGGCUUUCGCUCGAAUCCUAUCGCAGUAGCACCGACAGCACCUUUUCUUACCGACCUCAGUCUCCAGGCGAUUAUAGCACGCCCACGUCUGCCACCUUCUCAACGGCUCAGAGCAGCCCACGAUGGAGCGCCGGCGUUUCUCCGUCAUCUUCACACUCUCGAUCCCAAAGCAUGUAUUCUAUGGGUACGCGGACUCCUGGCCGCCGGCUGAGCGUUCCUUCGGGCACCACUCCCUUCCAGUUUGGUCAGGUUCAGAUGCCGGGCCGCGGCCCGGGGCCGAUGCUUGUCAACAGCUCCAACGCCGGCGCCCUCUCGUCUCCGAAUGCAAACCUGGUUUCUUCGCCGACCAUGUCGACAUCUGGAUUUCCGGGCCGUAGGGACUCGGUGGCGAGCAGCACCGGCGACGACUCAUGGCGACGGCGAACCUGGCAUCCUGAUAGCCGCAGCUUUAGCGGCACUGCCCAGUUGAAUGCUGUCCUCAGCCAAUCAGUGCGGCCAAACCCUCCGCCGCCUAUUGCAAAUCCCAGCAACCCUCAGUCCACGCUUCGCCUCCCUGGUAUUGAGUCUUUUGAUCCUCUCCCUCGGACAGGUACUCCACCAAGGCGCAAUGGAUCACCAAUGACUGUCGACUCCGAACUUGCCCACCGACCUCCUGUCAUGGAGGCUAUUGACGAGAGGCGAAACCUCAACAUGUACGACGUUAGCCUUCAGCGUGGCCUUGGCCGUCUUGAUAUAGGACACAAGACUCCCCCUCGUGACAGUGCGGGAAUGUGGGCGUCCGAGGUCCACAAAGCGGUUCAAAACCAAAUGGAACAUGCACGUAUGAACCAGCCGACUGUGCGAUUCGAAGAACAGCCGCGACCAAGCCACCAAGUGCCACCACCAGCCGCGCCGAGUAGGUCCUUUCACCAGCAUACCAUGUCGGCUCCCGCCCUAGCUUCGGUCAGAGAAGGCAAGGGACACGGCUGGUAUCAAGGACCCCCUGCAGCUGAUGCGCGAAACCCUCAUGUCGAGCGAAUGGUUCAUCCCAACUUCACGGGCUUUGCUGGAUUUCCGGCACGGGAACAAGCUCAAGAGCAGCGACAGCCACAAGUUCAUUACCACCAGCAACCGCCACCACCGCCUCAGCAGCAGCCGCAGCAUCAGCAGCAGCAAUCCCAUUAUCAACAGCAACGCCAACAGCAACAAGAUCGCUCCAACAACCCCGAUUCGUUGAGGCGCCUUGAGGCCUUGGUAGCCGUUGCCACUAGCGAGGGCUCCAACACUGCCGCCGCCUAUUAA